Messenger RNA from Tricharina praecox, 918 nucleotides. RefSeq lists its product as uncharacterized. The record is from RefSeq and is a predicted model, not a curated record. The transcript has 8 exons. The coding region runs from base 1 to 918 and encodes 305 amino acids. Lineage: Eukaryota; Fungi; Ascomycota; Pezizomycetes; Pezizales; Pyronemataceae.
AUGCUUCUCCUCAAGCGCUGGAACUCCCUCAGCUGCCACACGAACAACUACAAGCACACGGCGUCAUGGGGGUGGACCACUGGGAUGGAGGGAUCGAUCAAUCUUGGAUGCGGCGCCCUGUUUGGGUACUCUGGGCAUCCGCGAUGGGUGGCCAAGGGCGGCACGUUGGUGAUCAGCGUCCCGCUGCCGACGAAGGGCUACGCCACGCACAUCCAGGUCAGCUUCGUGGCGCGCCACCGCGGAACCUGGAUCGACUCGAAGCUGUGCAAGAGUAUGCUCGGCGAGGUGCUCUGGAGGUGCACCAUCCGGAAGAAACAUCAGGACGCGGUGGGAAAGAUUCAUGGUGGUUAUGUGAGAACUGAUGAUGGGAAUCUGGCGGCGAUGAUGGAGUUCCAAAUAUCAUGGACCUACAUCGCAAAUAAUAUCACGGGAAUAUGUACCGAUUUAUUAGGCACCACGGUCUCGCGGGCUGGCUUGUUGACGUUCCUACCGGCGGGCGGCUCGACGGCGACGCUGGCGACAGCAACGGUGAUGUUCGUGGUGACAGUGAUGUUGUUCCCAGUGGCAGGCCUGAGCGCUUUUGGCUCUGCGCUGAUUCCAGUGACGAAGCGGUCGGUGGUCGUGGUGGUCGUGGUGGAGUUGGAGGUGGUGGUCUUGCGACUGGUGGAUGGACAGGAUAGUGGACAUCCCAUUAUGCUGUGGCUGUGCGGUGUCGGAACUUGCAACUCCGACGCCGUGCAAACCUUUACUGGCCAGUGGCCACAGGCCACACGUUCUUUGCGAGCCACCAUUGCCGACAAACAGCCAAAGCGCCAUAACCGCAUGUACAGCAUCCGUACCAUACCAUACACAAGCUGGGGCAGGCAAUAUCACGAGCCGAACAUCCGGAAGCUGGCCACUGGGCAGUGGGCGGCCUGA